CAAAUUGUCUCAGCAAGAAAAGAGCAUUAAUUGGUUGCAAAAGCAUUUUCCUUCGCAAGUCAUUGUAACGCAGAGAUUCUGGAAAUUUAGUGGAUAACCGUUGCAAGAGAAAUAUGCUUGCAUACGUAUUGUGACGACAAAAGCAACAAAGCGCAAAAUAAAAAUAUAGGGCGAGAUAUUAAAACACAUUUCAGAAUGUCCACCGAGGAGUUCGUGUGGCGCGAGCUCGUUGUUCAAAGACUGCGAGAACGAGACCGCAAGGAAUGCCAGAACUUUAAGGAGAUCAUUGUGCAAAACAAUCGUCUUAUAGAUCAUGUUGCGCAACUGAAAUCCGACAAUCUGAAGCUAUCCGUCGAGAACGAGCAACUGAGAAAUGCGGUGUCAACAGGUGGCACUGGCCCCAAUGUCGCCAUGGCUACGCUGGAAAAAAAGCUAUUGGCACAGCAGGAGGAACUCACAGAUCUUCACAAAAGGAAGGGUGAACACUCCCAAAUGAUUGUCGAUCUGAAUCUGAAGGUGGAGCAGCAAAAGAAGCUACUCAACGAGAAGGAGCACAGUCUUUACAAACUACAAACUGUCAAUAACAGUUUGCGGGCAGAGGUCCAGCUAUUCCACUCCAGUUUGGAUGAACUUAAGAAACUAAACACAACAUUGUUGGAUGAGCACACAGCAUUACAGUUGGCGUUCAGUUCACUCGAAGAUAAGAUGCGACAUAUACAGGAUGAAAAUCGCAGUUUGUUGGAUCGAUUAAUGCGUUAUAAGUCAAAAGAUGCUGACAAGCUGAAUGAAGAGAACGAAAGUAUCAUCAGCUUGCAUUUUGGAAACAUAAAACGUUCGGCAAAGCUAAAACGUGACUUGGAGGACGCCGUCCGAGAACCGAACUCGGCAGUUAAUCAGUCAGUUCCAGCGGCCGGUGGUACACCACUGCAUCGCAACUCGAGUCCCGCUCAGUUUGGAGGAGGGGCCACUGUGAGUGACGACGAAUUCGAUGAGGCAUCGAUAAACGGCGCUAUGGAAGCUUUAGGGCUCGACGAUGAGGAAUAUAUCAAUGCCAGAUUUACGGCCGGUGAAACGAGUCAUGAUUUACGCCGCAGCAUUGACACAAUGAAAGCCGCCGGCUACCUAGGACAGCCAAAUCCAACAAAUAUCUUAAUGAAGUUCGAGGCGCAUGAGAACGAAUCGCAUGCAGUGCGCUGGAGUCCGGUUGGUCGAAUGGUUGCCACGGGCGGUGCUGAUAGAAAAGUCAAGCUCUGGGAUAUUGGCAAAGGUAGCUACUGUUUGAGAAAGAGUGCUACGGAACCCCGUGCUGUGCUUAGUGGGAGUAGUGCCGGCAUUAACUCGGUCGAUUUUGACUCAACUGGUUCAUAUGUUUUGGGCACAUCGAACGAUUAUGGCGCCAGAGUCUGGACCGUAAUGGAUAAUCGGUUAAGGCACACCCUGACUGGCCACAGUGGCAAGGUGAUGACCGCCAAAUAUGUCCAAGAGCCAAUUAAAGUUGUAACCGGAAGUCACGACCGCACUUUAAAGAUUUGGGAUUUACGCAGCAUCGCCUGCAUAGAAACGAAAUUUGCCGGCUCCAGUUGCAAUGAUUUAUGCACAACGGACAGUUUGGGUUCGACAAUAAUAAGUGGCCAUUAUGAUAAGAAAAUCCGCUUCUGGGAUAUACGUACAGAAAAACAAGCUGAUGAUGUGCUUAUGCCUGCCAAAAUAACCUCACUGGAUUUAUCAAAGGAUUGCAAUUACUUGAUAUGUUCCGUUCGAGAUGAUACAAUAAAACUAUUAGACUUACGAAAGAAUCAAGUUAUAUCCACAUUUUCAAAUGAGAACUUUAAAAUCAGUUGUGAUUUCGCGCGUGCCGCCUUCAAUUCGGUUGCGACAAAGAUCGCUUGUGGAUCGGCAGACGGUACAAUAUACAUAUGGAAUGUGAAUGGAUUUCUUGAAACGACGCUCAAGGGGCACAGCUCGGCGGUGAAUGCAGUGAGUUGGAGUCCGAACAGUAAUUCCUUGGCGUCGGUUGGCAAGAGUAAAAGAUGCAUCAUUUACUCCGACUCAUAGCCCCAAAUGAAUAACUAUAAGUAUGCAAUAUUAUCAGUCACAUACUUAGUUCCUGAUGUCCCCAACUAAGUACAGCCGACUGGAGAAGCUAAAGUUCCAAUUUGAAGCCUGCCGCGUAUCAUUGGUUAACACCCUCCUUGAAAUUAAAAUAUGUUUUUUGAUGUUAUAUAAAAUAUAUAGAACCAGUUAAUUACCUAUUCACAUUUUUAAGUGACCUUCUUUCUAUGCUCUGUUCCCAAAAAAAGCGGAAAAUAUAUGCUGUCUAUCCGUCCGCCUGUAUGAAAGACAUAUUUUAGAACCUUUA
Molecule: messenger RNA, 2359 nt
Organism: Drosophila grimshawi
Lineage: Eukaryota; Metazoa; Arthropoda; Insecta; Diptera; Drosophilidae
Gene: Atg16
Product: autophagy-related protein 16
Exons: 11
Coding region: 196-2055 (619 amino acids)
Biological process (GO): autophagosome assembly
Cellular component (GO): autophagosome membrane
Molecular function (GO): protein binding
Source: RefSeq, a predicted model, not a curated record